Messenger RNA from Porites evermanni, 340 nucleotides. Lineage: Eukaryota; Metazoa; Cnidaria; Anthozoa; Scleractinia; Poritidae. The record is from the annotation of a GenBank genome assembly.
UACACAUUACACAGUGGACUGUAAAUACGAUACCAGUUAUCUACCUUACAGAGCUAUUGUAGUAGGCUAUGUACAAGUACAACACGUCAUACCAAGUAUUGCAUUGAUUUGUAUUAACAUUAUCUUAGCCAGAAGGGUGUGGAAAAGGAGGAAACGAAGGAUCGAUGUACAAAAGGAUAACGCCAUUAAGGCGACAAUGAGAUGGCAGCAUAUCAAAACAACUUCUAUAUUGAUAAUUAUCACCUUAGCUUUUGUUAUUCCCUAUUCAUCAUUGCUUUAUUACGCAGUCUAUGUUGCGGUAGCCAAGCCUUCAAUUGAUUUCCAGCAAGAUUUUAUAAUG